Messenger RNA from Helianthus annuus (common sunflower), 486 nucleotides. RefSeq lists its product as uncharacterized. The transcript has 2 exons. The record is from RefSeq and is a predicted model, not a curated record. NCBI's taxonomy places the organism in Eukaryota, Viridiplantae, Streptophyta, Magnoliopsida, Asterales, Asteraceae. Bases 46 to 387 code for a protein of 113 amino acids.
AAAGGCAUAUACAUUGUGGGAAUUAAACAGAAUUUUAAUGAAAAGAUGAGGUCUAUCCAUCACCACCACCACCACCAUACACCACCACUAUCCACCCUCUCAAAAUGGUCCUCUAGACAUACACCACCACCGACCGGAGUUUUACGACGACACUUUCCUAACCAUGUGAGGACUAAACCCAUGGCUGUCACCUCUUCUCAUCUGGUGGUUCUUACUGUCAAUUCACCCGCGGCUGCCGGAGAUAUCUCAAUCUUGAUUCCCACAAGUGUCGCGUUCAUCUUUCUUUACUGGAUCGCCAACUUUGUCGUACCAGGAAUUAUCAUGAAGGAUCUCCAAGCAGACGACGCAAAUAAAGAUCAAAACGCUAACGAUCAAAAUCUUAAUUGAUUUCACAACUCCAAGUUUUCAUUCAUGUAACGGUCUUUCAACAGUAAUUUACAGUUGGUUUCUUUUGGAUAUGAAAAAAAAAAAACAAAAUUAAAUUUA